AUGGCAUCCGAUACUACAGACAAACCCGCAAUCUCCAGCGACAACAAGUUGAUCGGAAACAACGACCUAUCAGUUGAAAAUGACGAACCGGCUCAAAGUAGCGACGCAAUAGCCGAGAGAAGCGACGGAACCAAUCCAGAGAUUGUCACAAAUUUCUUUCAUUAUAUCACCCAAAAACAAGCCGACGUGGUAUCAGACAUCAUUGCCAAUGGAUUUGUCUCUCCAGACACGCCAAAUGAUCGAGGCGAAACACCCCUCAUAACGGCAGUCAGCAACAAUGACGCAGCCAUGGUACGCCUUUUGGUCUCGCUUGGAGCAACAAUCGAUGGGUACGGCUCCUACUCUCAGUAUGAAGACAACCAUCGGACAAAAGUUGAGCGAACUCCUCUCCAAGUUGCAGCCGCUGAAGGCAAGCUUGGCAUUGUCAAGAUAUUGCGCGAGCUCGGUGCCGACGACUCGCUCAUCGCUCCAGAUGGCGCAAUGGCUCUUCGCCUAGCUGCUGAAAACGGCCAUCGAGAAGUGGUUGAGCAUCUCCCAACUCGGCGCGGCGGUGCUUGGAAGAGAUGGAAGGUGACGCACGAGAAACAGAUGCGGCGCAUUCGUCGCAUCUUGGAGAAGAUUGGAUCGGUCUUCAAGUUUCUCUUGUGGACUGUCCCCAAGUUUCUUCUCUGGACAGUUCCGAAGCAUAUUAUUAAGACGGUGCCCAAGGCUAUUUUUGUGACUAUACCAAGGGAAAUCUGGCAGCGUAGACACAAGGUAGGACCUUGGUGCAAGCGGCAAAUUACCAAGUUCCCUAGCCGUGUGAAGAGGGCGGCCAAACUUGCCGGUGAUGGGAUCAAAGACGCGGGAAAGACCAUCCAAAAGAUACCGGGAAAGAUAUGGCAGAUCUUGAAGCGCAUACCUGGCGCUAUCUGGACCAUUAUAUCAUGGAUUGGCAAAGGGCUUGGCAAGGUUGGCACCGCAGCUUUUAAUAUCCUGAAGCGAGUAGCCUCAUUGAUACAUACGACGGUUCAAGCUAUGGUGGGAUUCUUCCAGGCCAUCACCCUGGAUGAUAUUGCCAAUGGUUUCCGGGCCAUUCUCCGGGCGAUAUUCAUCGAUUUUCCAAAAGCUGCUGCAUACCUUGCCACAACUUUUGGGGAGACGAGUCUCAAAGUUCUCGGAUAUGUGCUGGGCUCCUUUGGGAAAGGAAUAUUUUAUGCGUUUGCUCUGGUAUUCUUGCUUCUUCGCCGGCUGCCUAGGAAGGUUUGGCAGAUGCUCGUGGCUUGUGUGGUUUCGAUGGGGAAGGGAGUAGAGGAGUUGUUGGUAUGGAUCAAUCCAAAGAGAAUGCAAUUCAGAAAGGGGAAAUGUGAUUGUGCCGUCAGAUGA
Trichoderma aggressivum f. europaeum is the source of this 1365-nucleotide messenger RNA. RefSeq lists its product as uncharacterized. The record is from RefSeq and is a predicted model, not a curated record. Gene Ontology annotation, cellular component: cytoplasm; nucleus. The transcript has a single exon. Gene Ontology annotation, molecular function: protein binding. NCBI's taxonomy places the organism in Eukaryota, Fungi, Ascomycota, Sordariomycetes, Hypocreales, Hypocreaceae. The coding region runs from base 1 to 1365 and encodes 454 amino acids.